AGACAUAUUAAAUUUACAUAAAAUACUUAUAUCUUCAUCUUGUUCAUUUUUAUUUGUUUUCCAUAGCAACGCGUCGGUGCUCUCCUGAUUGGCUGUUGCUGCUUCCUGUGUUUACCUGUGUGUGUUCCGCUCUGUCAGCUGACAGCUGCUAUUUUAAACCUGCCGUCCUCCUGAGCACAGGAUUAUCAGGUGCAAAGUAGAACGCGUUUAAAUCCAUAACAGGUCUGCCGUUCCACUGAGGAAGUUUGAUCAAGAAAUGAUGAGGAAGAGGAGCAGAUACUGAGCAGAGGCUAAGCUAACGGUGCUAACAGGCUGACAGAGUGAUGUGAAGCUGCAGAGGCUCGUGCAGACCCAGUCAGGUGUUCAAGACAGGUGGGAUGACGUGCCGUCAGGAUGCAGCAGGGAUGGAGGUCCGGACCACGCGUCUCGAGCUGACUCUGCUCUAUGGUCAGACAUGGAUCACAACAACACAGAGCUGCUGAGGGAUCCUGGAGGAGAACCUGCACCAAAGACAGACCGGGAGACGUCUGAGUCCUCGUGUCCAGAGAGAGAACAGAGGAGACCUACUCCCUGCUCCAACAAUGAGGAUCUGAACACUGAUGGGUCGUGGUCUCAGAGGUCGAUCUCACGCUCCCUGCAGCGGGCAGAGAUGUUACUCAGGAGCACACUUAACCCCAGCCUCAGGUGGCUUUUUCACGUUCGCAAUCAGGACGAGGAAGAGGAGGAGGAGGAGGGAAACUUUGUGCUGGCUCACAACCUGGUGUCCCGCUCGUCUGCACGCCUCCUCCGGCUGCAGCAGGUCCUGCUCACCCUGGGUCCUCAGUGGCUGCCUGUGGGCGGGGCUGGGUCAACACAGGUGUGUGUUAAAGGUCUCUCAGCAGAGGCGGCGGUCCUCCUGCUGCCCCCCUCAUCCCCUUCCCUGCAGGAGGCCUACCUGUCUCUAAGGAGGCUGCAAGAGCAGCGCUCUCUGCUGCUCUUCAUCCAUGAGUUCAGCAGGAGAGCUCGUCUGGCUGCAGCCUUCAUCUCCAGAGUCUCACACCUGCUGGAGAGAGCACACCUGAAGCUGGUCCAGACCCGGUCCUGCUGGUCUUCCUUCAGGGUGGGUCUGGUCUCUCUGAGUCAGGAGCUGCGGGUCCAUGUAAACCACUGGUCCUGUCUGUUCUCUAAAGUCCAGUCAGACCAGAACCUGAGACGGGCUGUGGUCCGGCAGACCCAGCUGCUGCAGAAGGUCCAUCAGAGUCUGGACCUGCUGGGUCUGCAGGCUCUGGUUCUGAUGGAGCGGUUCGUCUUCCUGGUCCUGAGUGCUGUGGCCCGUUCUGACCUGGACUCAGUACCAAGGGAGGUCCUGGAGGACGUGUUGGCGGGGACCGAGCUGUAUAACCAGGCUGUUGGGGAGCAGAGAGCACAGCACAGCGCCACCCAGCUGAGGACUACAGUACUACAGCAGGCCCAGCACCCCACUCUGGGUCCUGGACUUCCUUGCAGCAGGGGGUGCCACCCUGCAGGUGUCUCAGUCAGAGAGCUGAUGGCGGUGUUAGCGGAGCAUCAAGCAGAACGGGUGGCCCGACAGCUGCACGCCUGGACCUCUGACCUCUCCGACACCUGUUGGGUCCACAGGGUCCUCACAGGUCUUGAACCUUCUGCAAAUCAGGGGGUCCACUGUGGAACUAGAACUGUAGGGUCUGAGUGGACCUGGGACCAGCUGCAGCACAUGUACCCUACAGCCUUCAUUACUCAUCAGCCCCCUCUGCAGCCAUCUGCUCCUAAAUCCUCCUCACAAAAAUCUCCUCCAGGUCUCCUCUCAGACCUCCAUCUGGACCAGGAAAACCACCACCCAGGAUCCAAGAGUUCCCCAGUCCAACACAAGACAGAACCCACUAACAGAGACCAGACCAGCCAGUGCCAAACACUAAAACAGACCAGUCCGCAGACUCUGGUCUCAGACAGACAGACCAGUUUAGAGCCCAGUCCACCUCAGUCUGUGCCUCUGUCAGGGGUACCUCAGGACCGGGUCUCAGUGGAGCUGCUGCAUCAGCUGCUGGUCUCCUCAGGUGAGCUGCUAGCUCCUCUGACAUCACGAACACAUGAACACCUGAGCCCCAGUACAGAACCAGAGGAGACGUCUCCACAGGGGAGGACUGCUCAGGUCUUUAAUCCAAAGCUGGAGGAGUCUGAGAGACUGAGACUGGAACUGAACCAGGACCAGCAUGUGGAGCUGGAGAUGAGAUCAGCAGCAGAGACCAUGAACGGUUCAGGUAACCAGGUUGAUGCAGACCCAGAGAGGUGGACAGAGUCUGCCUCAGAGGUCCCGGGAUGUGUGCGCUGGUCUCCCUCCGUGCAGUGGUUGGACCUGGGUCAGUCUGUGGUGUUUGCAGAGGUGAUGGCAAAGUACCGCCCCCUGUUGGUCACUCUGUGCAGCAGAGCUCUGUGGUUGCAGCUGGUCGCCCCCCCAACACCAAAGUCUGCAGAGAGCAUCAACCUACAGGAACCCCCCAGUAGGACCAGGAUCCUGCACAGAGUCUGGCAGGCUGCAGAAACAGAUCUGCUCCCACAGGAGUUCAGGGACAUGCUGCAGGACUUCAGUCUGUAUCUACUAGCCUCUACUGCACAUGCUCAGUGGGACCAUGAGGUGUGCAGUGCCUUAGGCUCCUCUCUGAAGGACAGGUGUCUCACAGACAUCAGUCGUCAGUUGUCCUCUGAGCAGGAUGGCGGGGUGAUGAUGUCAUCGACCAUGGAGCACUUCCUGCGUCUGCCCCCUCCUCUGUUGUCAUCCUUGAGCAGCUGUCAAUCAAACAGCAGGAGCUCAGGUCCUCUGAGCCUCCCCCCCUCCAGGCUCUCUCUGCACAGGCACACUGUUAGCUUAGCAGUAGCCACGGUGCAGCUGUCUUCAGUCUGGGUCAUGUCCAAGUCUCUGCAGUUCCUGUCUUCGUGGAGCCUCAUCAAGUUCCUGCUCAUCACCCAGGGGGACCUCAAGGUGCUGACAGUGUCUUUAGAGUCGAUGCUCCAUCACACUCAGUCCCUGAUGAUGAAGACCUUGAACAGUCAGUCUGCUCUUCAUCAGCAGCAGCAGCAGCACCUGCAGCUGAGACAACAGCUGAGAAACCUGGACAGAGCUGUGUCCAAUCUGCAGACAUUCUCAGGUGUGGUUCUGAAGACGUUCUCCAAGGACUGUAAGAUGAUCUCAGGGGAGAUCUUUGAACAGACCAUGCCCACUGCUGUUCACUGGAGACCCAGCCUCAGGACAGGUUUUCCCAGCAGUCCCAGUGAGUAUGCCUCUUUGGCAGCUCAGACUGUGAUUGGUCAGGUGUUGGAGGGCGUAGCCCCGCUGUCUGAAGACGCUCGUGUGCAGGCUCUGAGUAUCACCAUGACAGCGUUCAUGGAGGCGUGGAUGGAGCACAUCCUCCGACACAAGAUAAAGUUCAGUGUGCAGGGAGCUCUGCAGCUGAAGCAGGACUUUGACUCCAUCAGAGAAAUGAUCCAAUCAGAGAGGUACGGACUGUCAGCUGACCUCCACCACAGACUGCUCGGCCUCAGGGUGUUCCAGAAGGUGGACUCGGCUGUAGUGUGUCUCCUGCAGCAGCCUCAGGCUAAGCCAUAUCUGCAGUCCAGAACAUGGGAGCCAUUCACACACUGCUGUCCAGCUCACAGCAGCACAGACAGCAUUGACUCUGUGGUCGGCAGCAGCAGUAUAACCAACCUCAGGUGUAUGGACGGGGAGGAGCUUACUGACCCUUCCAUGGUGACCUCUGACCUCCCACCUGUGGACCCCUCCACCCCAGAAGAGCCCUACCUGGCCCCGAGUGCAGCGCUGGGCUCGGCUCAGCAGGACUGGUUAGACCUAAGGAUCCACAGCACGGCCCGUCGUUGGAGACUACCAGGACUACACUGUCUGUCAAAGUCUGAACCAUGAACAUCCACAGACUGCCAGAGACCAUCAGAAGAACUCGCAGACCAACACAGAUCAUCAGAGACCAGCAGAGACCACACCAUAUUGAAACUCUGAGACACAUAUUUUAUAAAAUAUGAAUGAAAAUGUUUUAUUUUUGAACCUUAGGUUGUUUAUAUUUCUAAACAAAUACAAUGUUUAUUUAUGUUUAUUAAUAUUUAUGUUUGUUUUGCUGCUUGUUAUAAAAAAUAUUUUUGUAUUCCUGAAUAAAAAUACUUUUGUAUUCGUAUGUUG
Messenger RNA from Notolabrus celidotus (New Zealand spotty), 4180 nucleotides. It is a transcript of the gene ccdc142, whose product is annotated as coiled-coil domain containing 142. Lineage: Eukaryota; Metazoa; Chordata; Actinopteri; Labriformes; Labridae. The record is from RefSeq and is a predicted model, not a curated record. The transcript is spliced from 18 exons. The coding region runs from base 455 to 3910 and encodes 1151 amino acids.